Molecule: messenger RNA, 2624 nt
Organism: Neopsephotus bourkii (Bourke's parrot)
Lineage: Eukaryota; Metazoa; Chordata; Aves; Psittaciformes; Psittacidae
Gene: SELENOO
Product: selenoprotein O
Exons: 9
Source: RefSeq, a predicted model, not a curated record
GCAGGCGGAUGGCGGUGGCGCUGCUCCGCUGUCGCCGUUUCUCCGCGCUGUUGCUGCGGCCGGCGGCAGGCCCGUGCCGGCGCGGCCCCGCGGGUGCCGCCAUGCAGCAGGGUGCCGCUCCCGAGGGCGGCGCGGGCUGGCUGGGGGCCCUGCGCUUCGACAACCUGGUGCUGCGCUCGCUACCGGUGGACGCCUCGGAGGCCGCAGGGCCGCGGGCCGUGCCCGGCGCCUGCUUCUCCCGCGUGCGGCCCAGCCCGCUGCAGAACCCGCGGCUGGUGGCCAUGUCGCUGCCGGCGCUGGCGCUGCUGGGGCUGGAGGAGCCCGCGGGUGACCGUGAGGCGGCGGAGGCCGAGGCGGCGUUGUACUUCAGCGGGAACCGGCUGCUGGCGGGCUCGGAGCCCGCGGCGCACUGCUACUGUGGGCACCAGUUCGGCAGCUUCGCGGGGCAGCUGGGAGACGGCGCAGCCAUGUACCUGGGCGAGGUGCUGGGCCCGCGGGGCGAGCGCUGGGAGAUCCAGCUCAAGGGCGCCGGCCUCACACCCUUCUCCCGGCAAGCUGAUGGGCGGAAGGUCCUGCGGUCGAGCAUACGGGAGUUUCUGUGCAGCGAGGCUAUGUUUCACCUCGGAAUACCAACAACGAGGGCUGGAACAUGUGUGACAUCAGACUCGAAAGUUGUCCGUGACAUAUUUUACGAUGGGAAUCCAAAAAAUGAAAGGUGUACAGUUGUUCUGCGGAUAGCUUCUACGUUCAUAAGAUUUGGUUCAUUUGAAAUUUUCAAACCUCCUGACGAAUACACAGGACGCAAAGGCCCCAGUGUUAACCGCAAUGAUAUUCGAAUACAGAUGCUUGAUUACGUGAUCAGCACUUUCUAUCCAGAAAUCCAGGAGGCUUAUUCAGACAACAGUAUUCAGAGAAAUGCUGCUUUUUUCAAAGAGAUAACGAAACGGACAGCGAGGCUGGUAGCUGAAUGGCAGUGUGUUGGGUUUUGCCAUGGCGUGCUGAACACAGAUAACAUGAGCAUAGUUGGACUAACCAUUGACUAUGGCCCUUUUGGAUUUAUGGACAGAUACGACCCUGAGCACAUUUGCAAUGGUUCUGAUAACACAGGGCGCUAUGCUUACAACAAGCAGCCAGAGAUUUGCAAGUGGAACCUGGGGAAGCUUGCUGAAGCUCUAGUUCCAGAGCUGCCCUUGGAAAUAAGUGAACUCAUCCUGGAAGAGGAAUAUGAUGCAGAAUUUGAGAAACAUUAUUUACAGAAGAUGAGGAAGAAGCUAGGCCUGAUCCAGCUGGAACUGGAAGAAGAUAGUAAACUGGUAUCAGAGCUCCUCGAAACCAUGCAUCUCACAGGUGGAGACUUCACAAAUAUUUUCUACUUGCUGAGUUCAUUCUCAGUGGUGGACUCUGAUCCUUCAAAACUGGAAGACUUCUUAAAAGAGGUUACAAGUCAGUGUGCUUCUGUGGAUGAACUGAAAGUUGCUUUCAGACCACAGAUGGAUCCAAGACAACUGUCAAUGAUGCUGAUGCUGGCUCAGUCUAAUCCUCAGCUGUUUGCACUAAUUGGAACAAAAGCCAAUAUAAACAAAGAGCUAGAACGCAUUGAACAGUUCUCCAAACUGCAGCAGUUAACAGAAGAUGAUUUACUCAGCAGAAAUAAAAGACACUGGAAAGAAUGGCUGGAGAAAUACAGAGACCGUUUGCAAAAAGAAAUAGAAAGUGUUAGUGAUGCUGAUGCUUGGCACACUCAUCGUGUGAAGGUUAUGAGUUCCAACAAUCCAAAAUAUAUCCUGAGAAAUUAUAUUGCCCAGAAUGCCAUAGAAGCAGCUGAAAAUGGGGAUUUCUCAGAGGUAAGAAAUGUACUGAAACUAUUGGAGAAUCCAUUCCAAGAAGCAGAAGAUUUCAGGGAGGUAGAGGAUGCAGAAGAGGAGGGAGCAACUGCUGCAGCAGCUGCUUGUGCCCAAGAGACCAGAAGCAGGCUACCCUAUAGCAGUAAACCUCCACUGUGGGCUUCAGAGCUCUGUGUUACAUGAUCUUCAUAACUGCCUUGUUUUGUUUUUUGCUGUAAACUGAAGACUCUGACCUUCCUUCAGCAGUGAAGAAUGCAGCAAGGCAAACAUCAGAGUGCUAUUAAGUUACUGAAACAACCCUGCGUUUGGAUGCAUCUGCAGCAGUCUUCACCUGUGCUUAUUUGAAGCAAUCAUGGAUCAUUGGAACAAACCGAUGACAGUCAACCGUCUCCAUAUAUCAGUAAUUUAAAUGUUUUGAAACUGAAAGUCUUUCCUUUAUUCAUACCACAAGUAUUCAUGCACUGCAAGUAGAAAGCAAUAUUUUUUGUUGAGGCGGGCUGAGUUUCAGACAUCCAAAUGGAGUUGUUAUGUGAAGACAAAAAGAGCAAGUCAGGAAUCUGAUCUAUUUUUGUCUGAUGUCUUAACUAAUAGUACUUCUAACAUUUAUUUACUGCUUCCUCUAUGCAGGGACUAUUAGUUCUCUUUAAUGGAGGAAUAGAUUCAGUGUUGCUUGUUUGAAGCUAUGUUUCAUUUAAUUAAGAAGUUCAUUUCUUGUGAACCUUCAGAUUGAUAUUUAAUCAUUAUCUAUUUUCAGAGAACUUGUGCAGGCUGGGGCUUGGG